Messenger RNA from Erythranthe guttata (spotted monkey flower), 1093 nucleotides. RefSeq lists its product as uncharacterized. Lineage: Eukaryota; Viridiplantae; Streptophyta; Magnoliopsida; Lamiales; Phrymaceae. The record is from RefSeq and is a predicted model, not a curated record.
CUUUGUUUGACGAAUAAUCGAAACCCUCGUCGUUUCUCUCUCUAACUUUCUCUCUCAUUAGCUCGGCCAGGGAAUAGCAGUAAUAGGAGUUAGCCGAUCGCUCUCGUUCACCCUUCAUUUGGAGUUAAAUUCCCGGAACCGAGCAAUUGAAUCCCGGUAAAAAAAAAUUGAGGGAAAAGAAGUACUUUUUUUGUAAUUCAGAGUACAGCCACCGUCGUGGUGGUUUUGUUGGUGGAGGUGGUGGUGGUGGCGGUGAAGUAGAAGAACUCAAUUCAUAAUGCUGGAAAACCCUAGCUCGGAUUCAGCAGCCGCUGCCGCCAGCAUCGCCACCGUCAAGCGAUACGCUCCUCCCAAUCAACGGAAUCGGUCACUUGGUAGGCGUAAAUCUGGAGGAGAUCGACUAGAACGGGCAAACAGCUAUGUGAAUGAUGGGGAGAGGAUUCCUGUUGCUGCCACCAAAAGUGGUCCUAUAGCAGAUCAUGGGGAUUCUGGUUACAACAGUCGUGCCCAUGAAAGUCUUCGUGUUAAGUUAAUACCUUUACACGGGUGUUGCAACAGUGAAGCUUCUCAGCUUCUGGUUAACCGUUGGGCUGUUGUCAUGAAUGCACACAACAGUUUGCCAGAAGAUUCGUCCGAAAAGCCAGUUGUGUAUACAAAGAAGAGUACGUCGUCCUGGGGUCAAGCAAUUCUUCCGCAUCUGAUGAUUCAGCCUAGUGGUGGGGCGAGAGAUUUUCUGGGCGAACUCCGAAAGGCGAUGCACAAUGCUAAUUCUGGUCCCAAUGUGUAAAACGGUGCUCUUAACUUAAAACACAAUAAACCUGAGUUUUGAUGGAUUAGAGAUCUUUUGGGCUGUAUGAUUACAGUUUAUGAUUUGUUGUAUGUGCUCGUUACACGAUAUGCCGUACAGUUUGUUCCAGUAUAAUUUAUUCGCCAGACGCAAGAAUCUUUUAGUGUCGAUAUUGUGUGCUUCUGUAUGUGAUUAUUAGUGAGGUACUUGUCCUAGGCUACGUUUUUAACUUGUGUGUUCUUGGCCUGGUCCAAAAUUCGGUAGUCGAGGAAUAUUUAUUUUCUGACAGCAUAGUUUUUUGUUUUC